GGAGAGGGGUGGAGAGGGGUGGAGGUGGUGAGGAGUGAGGAGAGACAGUAAUUUUUUCCUCUGGUCCUGAGGGGUCUCCUUCUCUAUAUAAGGCGCUCUGGGCUGCUCAGGAGUUACACAGCUCCUACUUGCUUCAGGAACACGGCCAACAAGCAGCAGCAGCAGGAGCAGCAGCAGCAGGCUGGUCCUCUCACAAGGGAAUAUUACAGCUCUCUCUCUCUCUCUCUCUCUCUAUCCAAGCAGCUGGAUACCAACUGAGAAAAGAUAAGAGGUUGUGUCUGCGACCCUGACGAGCGACAUCCAAACACAUCGGCCGUCUGCUGUAGUCUGAAAGUUCGACCCAGGAAGCUCAAGUGUCAGGAUGACCUGUGCCGCCGUGACCUGGCUCCUCGUCCUCCCCCUGCUGCUGUUGUGCGUCAGAGACUCGUCUCUCCUCUUCCUCCCCGACUCCAAAGAGCUGAGGCAGCUGCUGAGCCGCUACGAGGAGGGAACAGAUGAGGCCAGCAACACAUCUGGCAAUAGGACCCGCCGAUCCAUCCGCUGGUCGGACCGCGAGGAGAUCCUCCAGCUGCACAACAAGCUGAGGGGUGGCGUCUACCCUACUGCCGCAAACAUGGAGCACAUGGUUUGGGAUGACGAGCUGGAGCGGUCCGCCACUCACUGGGCAGAGGAGUGUCAGUGGGACCACGGACCUCAGGACCUGCUCAUGUCUAUUGGACAGAACCUGGCUGUCCACUGGGGAAGAUACCGCUCUCCCGCCUUCCACGUCCAGGCCUGGUACGACGAGGUGAAAGACUACACCUAUCCCUACCCUCACGAGUGCAAUCCCUGGUGUCCAGACCGCUGCUCCGGGCCCAUGUGCACCCAUUACACCCAGCUGGUCUGGGCGACCACGAACCGAGUGGGCUGCGCCGUGCACGUGUGUCCGAAGAUGAACGUGUGGGGGGAAGUGUGGGAGAAUGCCAUUUACCUCGUCUGCAACUAUUCCCCAAAGGGCAACUGGAUUGGCGAGGCUCCGUACCAGCAUGGCCGCCCGUGUUCCCAGUGCCCGCCAAGCUACGGAGGAGGGUGUAGAAAUAACCAGUGCUACAAAGACUCUCAGCGCUCCGAGACGGAGGACAUGAACGAGGUGGAGAAGCCUCAGGUUCCACUGCCACCUCGCACCACUGCCAAACCUGCCCCCAAACCUAAACCAUCCGCUCCGAAGAAGCCGGUGUCCAAGCCCACCACUCCUAAGAGUCCAUCUUCAGAGACUCCCAUCAGCACUUUUCUCGCUCAGAACAUUAAAUGUGAGACUAGACUGCGAGAUAAGUGUAGAGGCGCAACCUGCAACAGAUAUAAGUGUCCUGCUAAUUGUCUGAAUAAGAAAGGGAAAGUUUGGGGAACUCUCUUUUACAAUGUGCAAUCAAGUAUUUGCAGAGCAGCAAUCCAUUUUGGUGCCAUCGACAACAACGGAGGAGUGGUCGAUAUCACGAGGACGGACAAGUUUCCAUUCUUUGUCCGAGCCACGAAGAAUGGCAUCGAAUCCCUCAGUAAAUAUAAACCCAGUAAUGCCUUUGUGGUGGCCAAAGUGGAAGAGCUGACUGCUGACUGUUACACCACCGUGGCUGAAAUAUGCCCCUUCAAAAAUCCCUCCACACGUUGUCCAAGAAUCCGCUGUCCAUCCAACUGCAAGACUCAGCCGUCUUAUUGGUCACCUGUGGUUGGAAACAACAUUUACACAGAUAGCUCCAGUAUUUGUAAAGCAGCCAUCCAUGCAGGGGUAAUCAGUGCGGACGGUGGUUUAGUGGAUGUUCUGCCACUGGACAAGAGAAAGAGCUACGUUGGAGUCCUGAAAAAUGACAUCCAGUCCGAGAGCAAGAGCAACACGGAGGGAGCCUCUUUCCGAGUCUUUACCGUGAGGGAGUGAGAUUUCGGUGCAGAAGUGCAAAGACCAACAGAGUCACCUGAGCUGCUCUGGAAGAGCAGGAAGUGCCCACAGGUUGGAUCUCCUGGCCUCACCUGUCUCUGUGCCUUCAGUGGAAACAGAACGUCCCAAACAGACUUUUCCUUCUUAAUUCAUAAACAGUACCAACCCAGUAAGAGUUACUGUCCAAUAUCUUGAUGGACUUUUAUUUUUUUUCUCAGCUUUUAAUUCCAGAUAAGGAUAAUUCUUAGACAUACUUAAUCUGUGAAUAUGGAAUGUUUUUAUAUAUUAUGAUGCAUUGAACAGCUGGUGCUGGAAGUUUUGAGUUAGUUUUACAGAAUGUAUUAUGUUUACAUCGAUGUUCUUAUUACAAAUUUUUAAAUUGGUUUUCAUACACGGGAAUGUAUACUGAUCACACUGUAUUUAAUCAUUGUGUACAGAAUAUAUGAUAUUUUGUUUGUUCUAAAAAUGGAGUACCAUAUGUUAACAUUUGUUUAUGUUCAUUCUGAUAUAUUUUCAUGACUUUUUCUGCUCCUCUUCGCCUUCUGCUCUUAAAGAUUUAGAUUGUGAAAUCAAAUCUAAGUCUAAAUUGUACUUACAAAUUAAAUGGCGCGCUUGUUGUGAGUGAGGAUGUAUUGUCGGCAGAACUUGUCAGGCGGAUACAAACAGAGCGGAUACAGGAGACUGUCAGGUAAACGGAAGUGUGUGCAGGCAGCAGGCCCUGCUGGUGAUGGAUCAUGUUUCCCUUGAGGAGGCCAGACAUGUGGAGGUGAUUUAGUGAGGGUGUUACACUGCUAAGUUUGCUGUGUGGUAUAAGAUCGCUUGUGCAGAUGGGUCCUCAGAUCAGUAAGCACGUUAUGGAUGUAUUGAACAAUAAUCACAGGCAGUCGAUGUGUCUAAAAUAACAAGCCUUCAUUUGUCAUUUGAUAUUUAUUAUUGCUUAGGGCUUUUCUCCUUUUUUCAUUUCUCUGUUUUUUUUUUCUGUAAGAUAAAUGAAAAUGCAAAAUUUGUCCUCCCCACCUUAGACAGAUGAAUGUGUCACAUGUUUCAGGUACAAAGACAAUGUUAUGUACAAAGACUAGACCAUAUAUUUGGGGGGGGGGGGGGUGGGUGAAUCAAAUUGCAGUUUAUGCACUUUGGAACAAUUUUACACAAUGCAGUGUGUGCAGAAUAGUGACACCUUUAAUACAUCACUAUACUGGAUUAAGGCACUGUUGCCUUGGUACUGCCCUGAUUUGAACACUUGUUUUACAGAAACACCUUUAGUUUGUUAUGUUGAUUACAUCCGAUGGAAACUAAUGAAACAAAUGUAACAUCCAGUUUGUGCUGCAGGACUGGUGUGUCCAGUUGGGGUCCUUUGACACAAGAUACAUUACGGUACCGUUAAGCCUUUUCCUGGCCAAGAAAACAACUCCCUAAAAACUCUUCCUCUUAUUUCAAACUUUAUCUCCUUAUUCUACCUCAGUCCUAUCGCUACGCUAGGCAUCUUUUCUAUAUGCAAAUUUGUAUGGGAAAUUCAAAAGGUUUUGUAAAGUUAAGGGAACUGUACAUACUUGUUUUGUUUUUGAAUAAUCCUUUUAUGCAGUAAGAUAUGAUUAAAAUGCGUGAAUUUGUCUUAAUGUUCUUAUUUUUAUACAGGUGUAGGAUGGGGGUCUAUAUUUUUUGCACAAUUUUGAAAAUAAAGUAUGACUUACAAAUUCAA
This is a messenger RNA of Acanthopagrus latus (yellowfin seabream), 3608 nucleotides long. RefSeq names its product cysteine-rich secretory protein LCCL domain containing 2 (gene crispld2). The transcript has 15 exons. Bases 362 to 1909 code for a protein of 515 amino acids. Gene Ontology annotation, cellular component: extracellular region. The record is from RefSeq and is a predicted model, not a curated record. NCBI's taxonomy places the organism in Eukaryota, Metazoa, Chordata, Actinopteri, Spariformes, Sparidae.